Messenger RNA from Poecilia reticulata (guppy), 3337 nucleotides. RefSeq names its product raftlin, lipid raft linker 1a (gene rftn1a). The record is from RefSeq and is a predicted model, not a curated record. Lineage: Eukaryota; Metazoa; Chordata; Actinopteri; Cyprinodontiformes; Poeciliidae.
GUGCAGCAAGAAGGGAACAACAGGAAGGCGAGGAGAGAUAAUCCGCCCUCUCUUCUCCCCUCCUAUCCCCUCCUCAAGCAGUCGGAGCCAGACGGAGUGUUUACCAUGAACCGAGCUUCCACUCAGUUGUAGUUUCUAGAUGAAGGAUUCAUGUUUUCCUCCCAUUGGAUCGCGGUGGCUGGGGGAGCCGCACGUGCCGUGACGGGAACAGAUAGUGAAGACAUUAGAGAGAGAGAGGAGGGACUCGGGAGCGAGGAGGGUUUCAGUCCACUUUCCACUUCCUAAACAGACCGAGACCACCUCUAACGGAGAAAUGGGGUGUAGGCUCCCAAAGCUGAGGAAGGCUGAGGAAAGGCGUAGCCCUGGCAACAUCUACUCCACCCUAAGACGGCCUCAAGUGGAGACUAAAGUUGGAGUGGCCUACACCUACCACUUUCUGGAUUUCCUGUUGGGGAAAGAAGAGGUGUCGGUGUCAUCUGUGCUCUGCCUGUCGUCGGUCAGAGAGCUGCCGGUUCAGGUCAGGGAACUGUACGCCCAGGGCUUUGUCCUUGUGGCGGUCCACCCCUUCGUCCAUCCCUGCGGCCCUCGUCACGCUCACAUCCAGCGCCAGCUCCACCGGGCCGUGUUGGUGCGCGAGACACAAAGUCCAGAGAAAUGCCAGCUGAGGUGGGCGAGAAACCGUCUGGAGACGGAGGUCUGCGUGGCUAGUCAACAGGCUGCUGAUCCGGAAGCCAUCCAGAACUAUGUUAAGAAGAUCCAGGAUGUGGCAGAGCAAGGGGUGAUGUUCGUGGGCUUUCUCCAACAGCCGGGCGGAGGGCCGUAUUUUUUGGGGCACUGGGACCCAGACGAGCUGUCGUCCUUGCAUUCGAGCCCUUCGCCAAUACACCGGCAGCCUUUCAGCACCAAUACGAGCCCAACGGAGCCAAACCCGAUUGGCGAAGAUGCUGAUCUCUGCUGCUGUGAAUCGCAAGAGUCGGAUUACGGGGCUGUGGAGAGCGUCAAACAGGAUCAAAACUCCUCAGCGUCCAGAAAACCAAACUUCAGCCUCCUGAAGCACCCGGUAAACUCUCUUCAUAACCCAGAGGAGCUUUGUGAUCAAAUAAUAACCUCACAGAUUGGUGCCAAGGACUUCAAUAAACCUCAAAAUCACAUCAAACCCGAAGCUCACAACGUGGCAGAAGUCCAGGGCAAACGGUCCGGUCUGAGCUUACCAGAAACAGCAGUCACAACGAGGCUGCCAGAGUGUAGAUCACAAGAGACUAAACAGCACUUCACUGCAUCCACAGAGAAACAUCUUAAUGUCUCCAAACAGAGAGAAAGGAGAGUUUCCAGCCCAGACAGCUGGCUCAGCUCUCCAGAGCUGGAUCGUGACCAUGACAGAAGAAGAUCUGACUCAACGCAGACAGAUGGGCAAAGAUGCGUGACAACACAGAACAACAACCACAUCAGGCUGAAGAAUUCGGAGAACGACACAGGUCCAAGCUCACCGCCGGCGCAGGCUAGGAUGCAGCUGUUUGCACUGUACAACCACACAGAAGAGCCCGACACGUCCCUGAGGUUCUACUCUCUCCGGGUGCCUCUUCAUGUUCAAAAGGAGGCGGAGGCGAUCACAGACGUUGAUGCAAACUGGCUCGACCACAUGACUCAGCACUUUAGCAGCGGGGCGCAGCUCAUCGAUGGGUUUUUCCACCUCACGGAUGACCAUGACAGUGGCGUUUCAUCUGUGGAUAGCGUUUUCAUCUUCCAGAGCUCUGCGGAGGAGACCACAGACGCCUCCUAUGACGCCAUCGUGGUUGAGCAGUGGACUGUUAUAGACGGCGUUGUGGUGAAGACUGAUUACAUCCCGCUGCUCCAGUCUUUGGCUCCAUAUGGAUGGAGACUGAUGUGUGUGCUGCCAACACCCAUUGUCAGAACAAACAGUGAUGGAAGUUUGUCGACUAAGCAAAUCCUUUUCCUUCAGAGACCCAUUUUGCAACGCAGGAGAAAAGACUUCAAGAUGCUGAACCUCAGAGGUCGCAGCAAGGCAAAGAAACACUCAGCCGGGGAGGCGCUAGACGAGCAAGAGAACAAGUCCCUGGUGAUAGAGACUGAGAUGGACAGGCUGAGGAUCAACGAAGAGGAGGAGGCAGAGGAGGAUGGGAGGAAGAGAGGGGACAGCGGAAGGAGCCAAAGACCGAGCCUUCAGAAGAGCGGAGACGAGGUGCAGCAUCAAAAGGCCUUCUCCCUGCUGCUGCAGCGCAGGGCUUCUGUCGAAUAUCAAGAGGAGGAAACCGACGUCGACGCCAUCCCGCUGCCCAGGCAGGAGAAGGCGGUGAGGUGGACGGAUUUCUGUCCGGGCGACGAGAGGGGGAUGAAGGAAAAGGUCAGGGUGGAGGAGCGCAUCAAACAGCAGCUGUUCUCCGGAGUUUGUUGACGUAUCUGCGAACGGAGCAAUCGGAGGGAAGGGAAAGUUUUUUUAACAUUCAGUUUGAAUUCCUGUGGAAGAACUAAUCCGGAGCAAAGCAUAUGCAGUACAGUGCUGUGAAAAAGUAUUUGUCCACUUGGAAGUUCUCCAAGAAAGUGAAACCAUAAGAAAUCUGCAAUUUCUUAUGGUUUCAGGACUUUGGUGCAUUCAUCUUAGUGUUCAUUUGGUAAAGUUGCGCUGUAGAGUUCCCUGCUUUGUUUUGUUGACUGUUUUUGUAAAAACUGUUAGAAAUGUACAGUGCUGCACCGCUUCUCCUGCCAAUGCCUUAAGUAGGACAUAUGUUUUUGGGGAUUUUUAUUUUAUUUAUUUUUUUACGUUUGCUGUCUAUUUUAGGCUAAUGUGACAUCAAUUUGCCCCAUUGCCAACCAUUUCACACCUGUAAGCCAACCAUCUAGUAUCCAUGUCCUUAGUCAAAUCCAUAGCAGUUUCUUCUUCUGGUAUUUAAAUAUUGUGAUGAAUUAUGGAGACAAAUAGUCAAAUCACAAAACUCUUAAAUUUCUCAUAGAAAGUGGUUUAUUUAUAAAUUAUUUUCUAUAGAAACAGAUUAUUUAUUAGCUUGACUUGUGGUUGGUAAAAAAAAAUAAAAUAAAAAUCAACUAGUGGCAACACAGUUGGGGACAAAAAGACCCAAACCGCAAAAUGGCAACGAGCCAAAAUGACCCCAUGAGGAACUCCUGAAGGUGACCUUUGCCCCCUUUUCACUAACUGUUUCUGAAGCUGCUACGAGGACAUGUUGUUUUGUACAUAAAGAGUGAGUUUCUUACUUGUAGUCCAGGUUGUAAACGUCUUACGCGGUGGAAGGUGAAGGUUUUCUCGUUUUGUACUAGGAGUUUGAAGUUUACUCACAGUAUAAAUAAAUGUAAAUUACACAAA